This is a messenger RNA of Pseudophryne corroboree (corroboree frog), 6162 nucleotides long. Its product is annotated as cytochrome P450 26C1-like. The transcript is spliced from 9 exons. Lineage: Eukaryota; Metazoa; Chordata; Amphibia; Anura; Myobatrachidae. The coding region runs from base 868 to 2679 and encodes 603 amino acids. Gene Ontology annotation, biological process: sterol metabolic process. Gene Ontology annotation, molecular function: monooxygenase activity; iron ion binding; oxidoreductase activity, acting on paired donors, with incorporation or reduction of molecular oxygen. The record is from RefSeq and is a predicted model, not a curated record.
UACACAGUAAAUCACAGCUCAACACAGGAGCGUAUUAAGAGAGGAGGGGGCACGAGCGCAGUCUCCAUCUGGACCCCCUCCUCUCUAGCGCUAGCCGGUGGCGCAAGUGCGUAGACUCUGCUACUGUGCUGAUCUUCGGGAAAAUGGCUGCUACACCCAGUGAUUUCUGCAGCCCUGCCAUUGCCAAUGCUGGACACCACAAAGGAUGAAAGACAUGAGCAAGAAGAAUAAUAUAUUUGCCCAGUUCAGGAAGAAUGACCGGGACAGGCAGAAGUUAAUAGACACCGUGGUGAAACAGCUUAGAAGUCUGGUGAAUGGGAUGUCCCAGCACUCGUAGUGCUGGCGUGGUUCCUUCUGCAAAGUGUACAGAGACCUAUAAUCAGCACAUUUCUUUCCUGCAAUCUUUAUUGUUUCUGCAAAAAGUAAAAAAGAACUGUCACCUCACCCCCAGCACAUUCCUGCAGUCAAUACCAUCACCUCCAAUUUGCCCAAUCCUAGCACUUUCCCCAGCUGCUUAGCUAUGCAGAAAACACGUCACAUAUGAAGGUGGACCAUAUAUUAGCUAGGAGGACGGCUAAACCCUCUGCCUUGAAGUUAUGAGCUAGAACGCUUCAAGACAUCUAUCACUUGACUGAAGACUGUUUCUGAGCAGAACUGAGCUGAGGAUAUCUUCAUGGAUUAAUCAAAGUGUUAAGCAUCUUGCAGAACAGUAACGCCUCCCAGUGCCAAUUAAACCAUUUCCAGCACAGUGACAGAGGCUGAGGCUCCAGAGCUACUGUAGUCACUGUGGGGUUGGAAGUGACACUAAUUCCACUACAUCCAGGAGAUCUGCAUCCGACUGAAGCCUUGCACCCACUGGGGGAGAAGAUGUUCCUCUCUACAGACCUCAAUUACUUCUCAUUCUUUGAGGCGGCUGUUACCUCAGUCCUCUCCUUGGUCCUUCUCCUGGCAGCGUCUCACCAGUUAUGGUCGCUGAGAUGGCACAGUACCAGAGACCGGGCCAGCAGCUUACCUCUCCCCAAAGGCUCUAUGGGCUGGCCAUUUUUGGGGGAGACUCUGCAUUGGCUUGUCCAGGGUUUGGAUUUCCAUAGCUCCAGACGGGAAAAGUAUGGAAACAUUUUCAAGACUCAUCUGCUGGGGAAACCACUGAUCCGGGUGACUGGGGCGGAGAACGUCCGGAAGAUCCUGCUAGGGGAGCACCACCUAGUGAGUGCCCAGUGGCCCCAGAGCACCCAGAUCAUCUUGGGCUCCAACACCAUGGUCACCUCUAUUGGGGAGCUCCAUAGGCACAAGAGGAAAGUCAUGGCCAAGGUGUUUAGCCACCCGGCGCUGGAGGGCUACAUCCCACGCAUCCAGGAGGCUGUGCGCCGGGAGCUGCACGGCUGGUGCAGGGAGAGCGGCUCCAUCUCCAUGUUCUCCUCGGCCAAAGCCCUGACUUUCCGCAUUGCCGCCCGCAUCCUGCUGGGGCUCAGCCUGGGGGAGAAGCAGUUCAAGGAGCUGUGUCGGGUGUUCGAGCAGCUGUUGGAGAAUCUCUUCUCUCUGCCCCUGGACAUCCCCUUCAGCGGUCUCCGCAAGGGUAUUAAAGCACGGGACACUUUGCACAAGUAUAUGGAAGACGCUAUUAGGGAUAAAAUCACAAAGAGAAAUCCUGAAGUAUGUGAAGAUGCUCUGGACUACCUGAUAGACAGCUCCAAGGAGAAUGGCAAAGAGCUGAACAUGCAUGAGCUAAAGGAAUCGGCUAUUGAGCUUAUGUUUGCUGCCUUCUUCACCACUGCGAGUGCCAGCACCUCCCUCAUACUUCUCUUACUCAAGCAUCCAUCUGCCAUACACAAGCUCAAGCAGGAACUGGCAUCACAUGGGUUAAACAAGCAGUGCCAGUGUCUCCAUUCAGAUAACCCAAAUAACAACAGAUUGGAUGAGCAAUGUGUGACUGCAGGUUGCCACUCAUCUCUCCUGGGCCCUGAGGGGCAUGUGACAAAGAUAUGGGAGCAGACAAAACUCAUGUUAGCAGAUAGAAACGUGAGAGAACAGAUUUGUCCUCUGGAAAGAAGAUGCCAUGAUGGUAUGAACUGGGAGCACCAGUGUAAUGGUGCAUUGUACAAGCAGGAUACAGCACUUUACCACCUGGGUACUACCACGUUACCAGAAGAACCUCAUGGACUAAAGUCUGAGUGCACCUGCCAGAUGAACAUGACUUUGGAGAAAUUGAAAGGACUUCACUAUCUGGACUGUGUAGUGAAGGAGGUACUCCGACUGCUCCCACCAGUCUCUGGGGGUUACAGAACUGCUCUUCAAACCUUUGAACUAGAUGGUUACCAGAUCCCCAAAGGCUGGAGCGUUAUGUACAGCAUCAGGGACACCCAUGAAACCGCAGCCAUUUACCAGAAUUCCGAAUCCUUCGACCCAGAUCGGUUCAGUGUGGAAAGAGAUGAAGGGAAAGCUAGCAGAUUCAAUUAUAUUCCAUUCGGAGGUGGGGUCCGAAGCUGUAUUGGCAAAGAAUUGGCACAAGUCAUACUCAAGAUUCUUACCAUAGAGCUUGUUAGUACUGCCAAGUGGGAGCUGGCCACCCCAAGUUUCCCCAAAAUGCAGACUGUCCCCAUUGUGCACCCCGUAGAUGGACUCCAGCUCUUCUUCCGAUUUUUUAAUUCUAAUGACAGUGACACAGGGUCAAAGAAAUGAUGAUUUCUAUAUCCUUGCUGAAGAAUCCUCACCGCUUCUAACACUUAUUUUUUUAUUUAAUUCAGGAUUCCCGAAAGGGUGUCUGUACUAUCUGUAAUGUAGGUAAAAAGAGAUUAUAUUAUUUAUAAUGUAAUAUUUAUAUGUCAAUUAGUUAUUUAAAAAAAAAAAAAAGAUGUGGGUGAUAAAUUAUAAAAGACAAAAAUAUUGAGAUUUUAAUGAUGUGCAUUUUGUUUUGGAGGCAGUUCCAUAAUAUACACUAAUUAUAUUAGACAGUAUUAAUCUUUGUAAUGACAAUUCUGAAAUCUGUAAUAUCUGCCUUAAACAAAUUCAUUUCUAAUGUCAACCUUUGCAGUCGUUCAGUUAAAAUCUGGCAGGGAGAGUGUGACAGUAGUGACAGUUGGGUGCUAUGUACUAAAAGGUAUCCGGAUGAUAGAUCGACAAUGUAUUGGUCAACAGCUAAUAUGUCGCUACAUAUGGUCGACAUGCAUUAGGCUGACAUUUACAAAAGGUCAACAGGUUCAAAAGGUCAACAUGACAAUGACUGACACACAAAUGGUCGACACAUAACCUAUGGUGAGUGAAGCGAGCCACCUUGCCCGAACAAUGGCGAGCGUCUACGUUUGUACUGAUGGUUUUUACAUUAAAUAUACAAGAUUUGGACGAGAAAAUGUGUUGACCAUUUUUGCGUUGACCGUUGUCAUGUUGUCAUUUUCAUUUUGACCCCAUCAACCUUAUGUAUCUGUCGACUUUAACCUUUGUUGACCUUUCAUAUGUUGAGUUUUUGUACCUGGUGACCAAAUCCAUGUCGACCAUUUGGUGCCAACCUUUUGACUGUCGACCAUAUCACUGUCGAUCUGUUAUACCACACCCGCACUAAGAAGAGGUAUCUUGUCAGUACACAAGCUAAUGGUAACAGCACACUGACUAUGUGCCAGCUGCAGUAUUCACAGAGAUAAUCCUGAGUGAUUGUUGUACAGCAAUUUCCUCCUGCUUCCAGUCGCUGAUGAACACUGAUAGGCAAUUCAAAAACAAAACAGGGGCCUCAUUCAGAGAUAAACACCAACCUGAUUUUUCUGCAGUUGAGCGAUUAUUGGCUUACUGUGCGUGCGUCUAAAGGUGCCCAUACACCUAAAGAUUUAUCUUCCAAUCCGGCUGGUUGGAAAGAAAAUCUGGUAAUAUAUGGGAGCUAAUGACAGUUGACCAUUUGAAAUGGUCGUCAUUUGCUCCCAUCCAUGGCCCUCAUUCCGAGUUGUUCGCUCGCAAGCUGCUUUUAGCAGCUUUGCACACGCUAAGCCGCCGCCUACUGGGAGUGAAUCUUAGCUUAUCAAAAUUGCGAACGAAAGAUUCGCAAUAUUGCGAAAAGACCUCUCUGCAGUUUCUGAGUAGCUCGAGACUUACUCUGCCUGUGCGAUCAGUUCAGUGCUUGUCGUUCCUGGUUUGACGUCACAAACACACCCAGCGUUCGCCCAGACACUCCUCCGCUUCUCCAGCCACUCCCGAGUUUUUCCCAGAAACGGUAGCGUUUUUUCAAACACUCCCAUAAAACGGCCUGUUUCCGCCUAGAAACACCCACUUCCUGUCAAUCACAUUACGAUCACCAGAACGAAGAAAAAAACCUCGUAAUGCCGUGAGUAAAAUACCUAACUGCAUAGCAAAUUUAUUUGGCGCAGUCGCAGUGUGAACAUUGCGCAUGCGCAGUUAGCGGAAAAUCGCUUCGAUGCGAAGAAAAUUACCGAGCGAACAACUCGGAAUGACCACCCAUGUCAUUUGCGCCCAUCCAUUAUCAGAUUUUCGUUCCAACCAGCCAAAUUGGAAGAAAAAUCUUUAGGUGUAUGGGCACCUUAAGUAACGUGCGGCUGCAGCAUUUGCAUAUUUUUGCAGUCACUGCGUACAUAUUGGCAGCUGCGGCACAUUACUGUACAUCGCUGAAUCAGGCCCAGAAAUCUGUAAUAAAUUGCUGUGAACACACUCAGUGCACCAGGUAACAGUCACAUACCACAGCUGUACUUUAUCGCAGAACAUUAAAAGCUGGGGAAAGUCGUUCUUGAUGGCAAAUAGAGGAGAGGAAAAUCCCCAUUGUGAAAUCCUCUAAUUAAACACAUUAUAUAUUCAUGGGAAGAUAUCUGCAGAGAUUUUACAGGCUGAAUUUUAAAACCAAUAUGUCUGCAGAAAAAUCUCCAGUGUGACGCUGACCCAAAGCGUGAUCCAAAACCACCUGGGCUGGAUGAUAUCCCACAUAUGCAUGCGUAACACAGUGUACAUUGGAUGUGCUGGCAGAGUGGGGACAGGGUGUGUUAGGAUGUACAGUAACAGAGCUGUUCAUGGGAAUAAAUAUAUUUAAUGGAUAUACGGAAUGCAAUGAUCCCACAAGCUUCCCUGGUGGCAACACAUGGAAACAAUAUCUAUACAAUAAAAAGACACUCGUACUAAAAUUUUAUACUGGAAUGUUAUGCGCGAAUUUGCAUGGGCAUCUGGAAUGAUAUGCAAUGGCACAGCAUAUAGAGUGCCACUUGGCAUUGGGUGACUUGCAUGCCACCACAAUAGGUAGAAAAUGUAUACGUGUUGGCAUGUUCUCCGAACCCCGGGCACAAGAUGUAUAUCUUCUGCAAAAACCUACACAUCACACUGCCCUGUGGGAAGGAGCUAGAACCAGUGCAGGUGCCAUGUACAGUAUUACCUAUCAUUUCAUCAGUAGGUCUGUUCUAGAGGGGAGAUUCCGGGCACUUGUAAUCACCGCUUUGCAUUUGCCUGCCAUGUUUUCCAGAUUCAUCAUAAAUGCAACAAGUUCUACUUGUUUCCUUUUUUGCUUUACUAAAUAGGGAUUGAUCUAUUAAUGUCUGCAGUUUGUCCACAUCUGCUAGUGGGUCACACACGCUGCCAGGGAGGGAUCUGGUAAUACAGACAAUUAUGUAGAUACUUCGCUAAACAUAGAUUUCUCCUGCUACAACCUUAGAUUAGAUACUAUAAAGAUGCCUUAGUCAUGCAGAACUGUACCUGCAUGUUUUUAUCUUCAUACAUAGGCCCCAUAGUGCCUUGUUCACUGUGUACAGAGCCGUUUUCCCGUUGUGCUACUCAUGGACAGAGCAGUAGAGAGAUGUGUAACGGAACCUGGCCCGGAAUCAGUGUAGUGCAAUCUGUCAGCUCCAGUCUGAAGCUGUCAGUCAUUAUGCUUGUUCCCGUGUCAUCUUUGCCAACAUGUGUCACGUCUGCUGCUGAGUGAGCUGGAAACAGAAUGCUCAUGAGAGUAUAGCACAUUAGGAGGCUUGGUGACCCGGUGGACACAGGGUUGGCAAAUGCAUUGUGGGGAGAUGUCAGAAAGCCCAAUGGGAAGGUUCUCACAGGCUGUUUGCUCUUAAUACAUAUGGGCAGUUGUCUAAGAAAAUUCUCUAAUAACAUAUUUUAGUUGUCGGAUUGUCUAUUUUUUUAAGUCUAUGCAAAAUGAUGAACAGCUAUAACAGAUAAAAGAGAUUUAUAUAAAAUGGU